AUGGCAGAAAUGUUCUGUAUCUUUGUUGUGCAUCAGGGCAGCUUUGUAGAUGGACACAAUGCUGAGGAUCGGGCCCAGUGCUUCACACUUGCUAGGGUGAGCUUGUCGGCCACGGACUGCUACAUUGUGCACGAGAUCUACAAUGGGGAGAACGCCCAAGACCAGUUUGAAUAUGAGCUGGAGCAGGCCCUGGAAGCCCAGUACAAGUACAUUGUGAUCGAGCCCACCCGCAUCGGCGAUGAGACUGCGCGCUGGAUCACCGUGGGCAAUUGCCUGCACAAGACGACCGUGCUGGCGGGUACUGCCUGCCUCUUCACCCCAUUGGCACUGCCCUUAGAUUAUUCCCACUACAUCUCCCUGCCUGCUGGUGCGCUGAGCCUGGCCUGCUGCACCCUCUACGGGAUCUCCUGGCAGUUUGACCCUUGCUGCAAGUACCAAGUGGAGUACGAUGCCUAUAAACUGUCCCGCCUGCCUCUGCACACACUCACCUCCUCCACCCCGGUGGUGCUGGUCCGAAAGGACGACCUGCACAGAAAGAGACUGCACAACACGAUAGCACUGGCCGCCCUGGUGUACUGUGUAAAGAAGAUUUACGAACUCUACGCUGUAUGACUUCAGUAGAGCAGGGAGAGGAGCAGAGCCACAAAGCCCGCAAGAGGAGAGGAUUCAGAUUGCCACAGUAACACUUCUUGCUCUGCAAGGCAGCCUGGGAAGGUGUUUGGUUUAAUACUUGUUAUUUUUAAAAAAGAACACAGAUCAUGGGUAUACCAAGGGGUUUUUCAGCUCAUUACACUAAGAUGUGGAUUUCCAUAACCCAGGAGGGGUUCUGAGGCUGUGGAAGUCUGAUUGGGCAGUGGAAUGUGGAUGGAAGCCAACGCUACUGAGGGGGUGUGAACGCGCUUUGGGGGGGUCUUGAAGUAUAUUGUUUAACUGUACCAUUCAGAGCCAACCAGAAGCUAUUGACCAUUAUUAAAAUUAUGAGAAUUUCAA
This is a messenger RNA of Ictidomys tridecemlineatus (thirteen-lined ground squirrel), 990 nucleotides long. Lineage: Eukaryota; Metazoa; Chordata; Mammalia; Rodentia; Sciuridae. The record is from RefSeq and is a predicted model, not a curated record.